Messenger RNA from Paraglomus occultum, 1188 nucleotides. The record is from the annotation of a GenBank genome assembly. NCBI's taxonomy places the organism in Eukaryota, Fungi, Glomeromycota, Glomeromycetes, Paraglomerales, Paraglomeraceae.
AUGACUAGGUGGCGGAUAACACUCUCAAACAUACCCCAAACGGUAAAGUCCCUAGCCUUAUUAAAUGUAUUUAUAUCCGCCUUGGGAGGAAUAAUACGCGUGCAUCGAUGGUCAUCAGACUCUGAAUAUCCUGAAUCCGACCCUUAUCUAAAUGGUAUAGCAAUAAUUCCUGGUGCUGCUACAUGGAAUUUCUGGACUUUUGUCACGGCUGGAUUUUUGGAGACGAAUUUGACUAGCGUGAGUGGAUUUCGAGAGGGAUCGCAGAGAGAUGUUGAUAAAGAAUUAGCAUUGAACAAAACAAGUACAACAACAAUGCUUGCGGCUGGAAAAUACUUUGGACGUGUUUGGGGUUCAAAAGAACUUUUGAAAUUCGUUGCCAUUGUGAUCAUUGGCGCUAAUCUGGCGAGUUUCGUCACUUAUCUUGUCGAAUAUUAUGUAACCGGAGACAUUGCUUAUCUAUAUGCAACUCAAAUAAAUGGCCAAAUUGGCCUAAUCGAAGGAUUUCUCGUUUCUUAUAAACAGCUCAUUCCCGAACAUUUAUUUAAAGUAUUUUCAGGAACCGUAUCAAUGCGAGUAAAGCAUUUUCCAAGCAUUUUUAUAAUCACAAGUUUAAUAUUCUUCAUAUUGUUCGAAGCCCAGUCACAAUUUUUACUGGUCAUAUACGGCUGGCUGAUAUCUUGGACUUACAUAAGAUUUUUCAAGGUUCAGGAUGGUAUACGUGGUGACCGGAGUGAGACUUUUUCUUUGGCGAGCUUCUUCCCUGAGAUGCUUCAACCGCCGGUUAAGGUCAUAUCUUCGAUAAUAUUUAACUUCCUGGUGAUAUUGAGAUGUUGUAAGCCGAUACAAAGAAAGAGGCUUGGUCACGAUCUUGGAGGUUAUAAUCCGAGAUUAGCACCAGCUAUGCCUGGCAGUGCACGAGCAGAGGCCGAAAGACGAAGAGCUCUAGCACUGAAAGCUCUCGACAAGCGAUUACAGGCAACAUCGAACAAAUUUCCUCGCACUAGUCGCUUUGAUUCUUCUUCGAACCUGCCGUCCUCUCCUCCCCCGCCUCCCUUACUGGUAAAUACCUCGCCUCUUGUAACGGUACCUAGACCGGGCGAAGUCUCAAGUCCGGUGUUGUUUGAUACAAAUCAAAACGAUGGCAGCACGAAUGCUACUGGGAAUGCUGGACGUGACGGAAAUAGGUAA